AUGGCGAACAAUCUUCUUCAAAGUCCAACGCAUGCAAGCACAAUUCCCUUUUCUCGGCCCCCAACUCCCGGAGUACACCCUCCUCAAAUCGGCUUCUGUGGUCUUGGGGCCAUGGGCUAUUUCAUGGCCCGCAAUCUAGCCAACUCCUUUAAAUCUCAACUGCCUCCUCUCCUUGUGCACAACAGGACUGUGGCAAAGUCUCAGAAACUCCUCGCAGAACUUGGCGCAUCCGCCGUCAAAAUCGCCGACUCUCUCGGUCAGCUAGUUACAGAGUGCGACAUUAUCUUCACUAAUCUCGGGAAUGAUGCUGUGGUAACGAGCAUCUACAACGAGUUUGCAAAGGCUCUUGCUCAAUCGCCUCCAACCAAGUACAAGAUCUUUGUUGAAAUGAGCACAGUUUACCCUACGUUGGCUGGCGAUCUUGACAGACUGCUGUCGAGCUUUCCGCAUGUCCACUUUGUCACUUCACCUAUCUUUGGACCUCCCCUAGGGGCAGAUAAGGCCACGCUUGUUAUUGCUAUGAGUGGAGAUUACCGAUCCAAGAAGGAAGUCGCCUUUCUCCUUGUCCCCGCAGUGGGCCGCAAGGUGAUUGAUCUCGGAGGAAAUGUAGAAAAAGCUCCGACACUAAAGUUGAUCGGUAAUGGUAUGAUCAUGGGCAUGAAUGAGCUCCUCGCCGAAACUCUGACGCUCGGAGAAAAGUCUGGCAUUGGACAGCAGACUGUAUACGAUCUGGUCAAAGAAAUCAUGCCAGCACCAGGUUUAGUGGCCUAUGGUAACAGGAUGGUCAACGACUUGUUUGAUGGCUCCGUAGGUUUUGCCAUAGAUGGUGGAAUAAAAGAUGCCAAUCACAUCCGCCGCCUGUCCGCGGAGCUGAACUGCCCGAUGCCUGCAGUUGAUAACACGCAUCGUGGCCUGAUCACCGCCCGGGCGAUACACCAGGCACAAGUGCUUGCAGGGACACAGCAGUGGGACAUCAUAGACUGGAGCUCAUUGAUUGCAAGCAGCCGAGUUGCUGCUGGAUUGAAUCCGUUCGACAGCAAGAAGGGAACAUGUGUCGUACGAGAAGACUGAGGAACGCUAAAUCAUCUCAAGCAUUUGAAGUCAAAUUAGACAUGUAACUUUGGAAUCGUAGAAGAAAUGAAAACCUCCCUUCGUCGACAUAAGAUGGUUGGUCGUGAGACUAGAAAUACCUGCAGGUGUGCAAUCCAUGUUCG
This is a messenger RNA of Suillus subalutaceus, 1214 nucleotides long. RefSeq names its product NAD(P)-binding protein. The record is from RefSeq and is a predicted model, not a curated record. Gene Ontology annotation, molecular function: NADP binding; oxidoreductase activity, acting on the CH-OH group of donors, NAD or NADP as acceptor. The transcript is spliced from 11 exons. The coding region runs from base 1 to 1071 and encodes 356 amino acids. NCBI's taxonomy places the organism in Eukaryota, Fungi, Basidiomycota, Agaricomycetes, Boletales, Suillaceae.